GCUACAGUAGGAGAUGUGUGUAUGUGGCUUUUCUGCACAGGCAAAGACACACUCCUCUCUACUGGGCUUACAGAAUCCUGGAUGACCACGGGCACAAUUUCUCACAACUGGAUCUACUGGAUAGGAUCGGUAGCUUGUACAUCCCAUCAUUGGACGGGGAUUCCCUGCUUCUGAGGGAAAUGACUGCCAUCAUGCAUAGAGGGGUCGAUUUAGGCAUUUCCCAUCCUGUCACACAUAUCGUGAGUGGAGUGGCCCCAGUUGAGCAUGAGCAAACCUGGAAUACCAUGGGUGUCAGACCUAGCGUUGCUUGGAUCGCUUACCACCAUACUACCACCACAGGACAGACCUUCCAUGGAGCGAUGGUUCAGAAAGCCCAAGGGGCCAGGGGCUGGGUCCAGCACACCUUGGUCCAACUGCAGGAGAUGCUGGCUGAGAGAUACUCAACAGCCGAGCCUGUGAGGAUAUUCCCCAGCCGUCCUGAACCACAAAGAUUCAAACCAAGUGUGCUCACUCUCGGAGAGCAAGGAAAAACUGGGAUACACAGGCAGACUCACAAAGAAGCAAAACAACUGAGUCUGGAGUCCCAGUUCAGUCCUAAAAAUAAGUUGGGUGUAAAGAUUGAUGCCUCUGUCCAGAUGGAGUUUGAUGGACCUUACUCAUUAGAUGAGAGGCUAAUCAAACAGCAAGAUGUUUUCCAAAUAGACAUAAUUCACACUGAGGGCUCAUCAAAGGGAAGGCCAGAUGUUGAGCUAGUGGUCAUUGCAGAGAUCACUGACGUGUCACAGGAAGUUCCAACACCAGAGAGGCCUAGGGCAACAGCCCCCCUCCCAACACUGACAACUUCCUCACUUAGCAGCAUAGAAAGGAUAUUGUGGUUUAAAGCUGUGUCUGAUGGAGAUGACACCAAAUAUAAACUGACCAAUGGAUUCAUAGGGUUACUCAGGAAAAAUAGAGAUUUCCUGAGUAAGCCGCAACGUGAGGUACAACCCGCUCUGGUGAGACGGAGUCAAGUUAAAAAUGGAGAACGAGUGGACAAUGAAGGACAAAAAGAACACCCCAAAGAACCUUCAGGAGAUGAGGAAGAGGAUAGCGCUUUGACAGACUAUCCACCGACAGAAACAACUGAGGGUGACAGCAAUAGCAAAGAAAAAUACGCUGAUGUAACACCAUCAACAGAUGCACCUCAAACAGAUUAUGCAGAUGUAACAGAGGAAGUAGAAGACAGUGGAGAGAAGGAACCAGAAAGAGAAUCUACAACAGUCACACCAAUAUUCACAUUACCUCCAAAAACAGAGCGCACAGAGGAAACUGAGAGUGCAAUGACAGAAAUGGUAGAUGAACAAGAAUUCCCUACUACACUCCCCACACCUACAACUGAAAGCCAAAAAACCAAGUUAAUGGAUGAAACAGAGACAGUCAAUACAAAUGUGGAGAACGACCCUGAGGAACUGGAGUCCACAUUAGAACCUUUAACAUCUAAAAUAAUCUCACAAACAGUAGGUGAAACCAUAAACGAUCAAGAACCUACACUCAUGACAGAACCAACAGAAAGUAUAGAUGAACUUUCAGUUACCACAGAUAGCUUGCAGACAGAGCGCAUAGAUGAAACUGAGAGUGCAAUGACAGAAAGUAUAGAGGAACAAGAAUUCCCUACUACACUCCCCACACUUACAACUGAAAGCCAACAAACCAAGUUUACAGAUGAAACAGAGACAGUCAACACAAAUGGGGAGAACGACCCUGAGGAACCGGAGUCCACUUCCGAAUCUUUAAUAUCUACAACAAUCUCACAAACAGUAGGUGAAACCAUAAACGAUCAAGAACUUACACUCAUGACAGAACCAACAGAAAGUAUAGAUGAACCUUCAUCUACCACAGACAGCUUGCAGACAGAGUGCACAGAUGAAACUGAAAAUCCACCAACAGAAAGUAUAGAUGAACUGCCUCCUACAGAUGGAUGUCCAGAAACUGAGAUUACAGAAAAUCAAACAGAAAAUAUAGAAGAGCCAUCAACUCCCAUUGAAGAAACUGACAAUCCAACAACAGAAAAUGUAGAAGAACCAUCACCUACCAUUGCAGAAACUGACAAUCCAAUAACAGAAAAUGUAGAAGAACCAUCACCUACCAUAGAAGAAAGUACAACACAUGACAAGCACAUACCUACUACAUUUAGCCCAGAGACUGAAAAUCCACCCACAAAAACUACCCAAGAAACAGAUAAUCAACCAACAGAAAGUGUUCACGUAUCUUUACCCAUACCAGAAAGCUUGAAGACAGAACAUGAAACGGACUUUCCAGUUUUGCCGGUUUGCAAAGGAUUGGUCCAUCGAACUGAUGCAGUGAUAAGUCACUGUAGGGAAAGAAUGCGUUUGAAUCCAGGGAAGAAAUCAAAUGAGACAAGUGCAUCAGACAAUGUAUCACGAGAACUACUCUACAUCACAAUCACCCCAGAGACAACAGAUCCAAGCUCAGAAUCACUGACCAUAUGUGAGGAUGAGACAGAGGACAGAGAUCCUAGUACAGACAACAGCAACCUGUCCCAUCCAUCCAGCAAAGAUGAACAUUUCUACUACUCUAAUGGAAAGCUGAAGAGAAUCCAACAUAACGUAAAUCCUAAAGAGUCCGCUACAGACACUGCACCAGGAGAAGUCACUGAGGCCCCAGAAACAACAGGCCCAGAAUCAAUAACCAUAUCUGUGGACGAGACAGAGGAUGGAGGUCCUAGUGAAAUCAGCCAAACAGAUGGAGAAGAGCAUCACAAGGAGCAUGAGUCAAUUACAGACAUUAACAACCCGUCCAGCGAUGGCAAUGAUGAACAUUUUUACUACUUUAAUGGGAAGCAGAAGAAAGUCAGAAAUAACUUAUAUCCUAAGGUGAACGAUAUGUUAAAUACACACCACAGCCAUAGCUCCAAAAUUGCUGAAGGGGAAAUGAAUGUCAAAAGUAUAUCUGAUUAUUUGAUCUCACAGGUGAAAAGAGACUUAACAUCUGGGGAAAGUCUCAGAAGACAUAAACGCAAUACUUCCAAUGGUCAUCAUUACCAUUCUGACCCAUCAGGUAGUGUCAAAAUGAGGCUGAUGAAUGCUGAUGGGAUGUCUCAGAAUGUCCACACAGAGAGAACAGAGAGUCAAACCAAGUUGGAGAUACAAGAGCCAACCACAGCAUCCAAAUCAGACAGAGAGAUCAACACACAUAAAGAGAGAAGAGAGCUAUCCUCUGAGAUAGAAGUAAACACAACCCAUGACAAACAGUCAGUGAAUCUGGCUCUGGUCAUAACUCAGGGCCACAAUGCCUCUCAAUUGGACAAAAAGUUGCCUAUAACCCAACCAACUGGACAGCAGACUUUGUUGAAGUCACAUGAUGGCUCAGAGCCCAAUGGACAGACGCUAAAGACAACCCUCUGCCAAGGCCUAAUUCACCGUGGGGGAUCUGUGACAUACUGUUUAUGGAGGAACUACCGUUACAAGGCCCGGAGAAAGCAUAUCUACAAUGAGACUCCAGCCACCCAGGGCCAACAGGACUCAGGAGACAAUAAACCUCACACCUGGAAACCUAAGGAGAGUAAUAAUCGUGUCACCGUGACCCCAAUUCCCUCUCAACCAGACCAGACAGAUGUCACAGCUAUUAACACCUCUGAAGAGCCAGGUUUGGCAGGUGACACCUCAGGGGCAUUGAUAGUUAAAACAGCAGAUGAACUCAGGGGCGGAGGGAAAGUCCUGACAAUCCUCCAUAGCCAUUCUUUACUCAUGGAUGGCUUUCUUAUUUGCAGGGGUCUUGUGAGUCGAGAAGCCAUGUCCCUGAAGAGAUGUGUUGUUAGAAUGAAACAGAAGAUACAUUUAAACAAUUAGCUCCCUCAAGUUAUUACAACAAUGUGAAAAGUUUAAUGGAAGCCCUGGAGAAGUACACUCAUCCGGUCAAACUGAAGAAAAGCGUAAUGAUGUAAAGAUUUAAAUUAAUACCAAAAGUAUGUGGACACCUGCUCGUCGAACAUCUCAUUCCAAAAUCAUGGGCAUUAGUAUGGGGUUGAUCCCCCCCUUUGCUGCUAUAACAGCCUUUACUCUUCUGGGAAGGCUUUCCACUAGAUGUUGGAGCAUUGCUGCAAGGACUUCCAUUCAGCCACAAGAGCAUUAACGAGGUCGGGCACUGAUGUUGGGGCAAUUAGGCCCGGCUCGCAUUCAGUGUUACAAUUCAUUCCAAAGGUGUUCGAUGGGGUUGAGGUCAGGGCUCUGUGCAGGCCAGUCAAGUUCUUCCACACCGAUCUCGACAAACCAUUUCCGUAUGGACCUGGCUUUGUCCACGGGGGCAUUGUCAUGCUGAAACAGGAAAAGACCUUCCCCAAACCGUUGCCACAAUGUUGGAAGCAUAGAAUCGGCUAGAAAAUCAUUGUAGGCUGUAGGAGCCUGAAUCAUGAAAAACAGCCCCCAGACCAUUAUUCCUCCUCCACCAAACUUUAUAGUUGGCACUAUGCAUUGGAGCAAUUAGCGUUGUCCUGGCAUCCGCCAAAUCCGUGAUUCAUCACUUCAGAGAAUGUUUCCAAUACUCCAGAGGCCAGCUGACGCUUGGCAUUGCGCAUGGUGAUGUUAGGCUUGUGUGUGGCUUCUCGGCCAUGAAAACCCACUCCAUGAUGCUCCCGAUAAACAGUUCUUGUGCUGAUGUUGCUUCCAGAGGCAGUUUGGACCUCGGUAGUGAGUGUGCAACCAAAGAAAGAUUACUUUUACACGCUAAGCGCUUCAGCACACGCCAGUCCCGUUCUGGGAGCUUGUUUGGCCUAUCACUUUGCGGCUGAGCUUUUGCUGCUUCUAGAUGUUUUCACUUCACAAUAACAGUACUUACAGUUGACCGGGGCAGCUCUAGUGGGGCAGACAUUUGAAGAACUGACUUGUUGGAAAGGUGGCAUCCUAUGAUGGUGCCACGUUGAAAGUCACUGAGCCCUUCAGUAAGUCCAUUCUACUGCCAAUGUUUGUCUAUGGAGAUUACAUGGCGUUGUGCUCAAUUUUGUACUCCUGUCAGCAACGGGUGUGGCUGAAAUAGCCGAAUCCACUAAUUUGAGGGGGUGUCCACAUACUUUUGUAUAUACUGUAUAAUGUAUGUGCACAUGCUAUGCACAACUCAACUAUCCCUUAAAUCAUUCUGUCUCAAAGACCAUGAGGCAGCAAUUGUAUGCAAAGGUUAGAGGAAGUUCAUGAGGAUAGAUACAAUACAUUUACAGUAUUAUUGCAAUGUUUAACAUCUUUAUGUAAACUAUGUUGUUCUAUCUGUACAAAUUAAUAGUUGAGUAAUUGAUUGGACUCAUCACAGAGUAACUCAUGGAAUAGAUAUACAAUUUUCAUUCUGUCUUCACCAAAAGAAGAUAAGAAUUGUGACACUGUUCAAUAAUAUCCAUAACUACACAUUCAUAAUGAAACAUUCAAAGUAAUCAAUGCAUUGAUAAUGUGCAUGUUACCAAAACAAUAAAAUAAAGAUUGAUUGACUAGGUUUAAGGCUAAAUAAUAGAAAAAUACAUUUUAUUUUCCCCAAAAAGCACUUAUGUUUGUAAUUGAAUAAUGUGUACUGAAACACAAACUUUUUUUGUGUGACUUUUGACUAUUAUUGUGAUGGUAUCACAGUAUUAUAUGGUAUGUUGGAGAACAAAAUAAACUCAAGUGCACAGCACAAUUUUGAUUACAUUCAGACAGGGGUGUAGCCUGAAAGAUAAGUUGAAUGCUGAAGCGGGGAUGUCUGUACUUUAAUUUAUUAUUUACAUUUUUUGACAACAUUUACUUUUACUUCACUACAUUCAUAUAUUUUCCGUGAUACCCAAAAUGACUCAUUACUUUUUGAAUGCUUAGUAGGACAGAAAAUUGACUACUGCCUCUGAUCUGGCGGACUUACUAAACACAAAUGCUUUGUUUUUACAUUAUGUCUGAGUGUUGGAGUGUGAC
This is a messenger RNA of Oncorhynchus keta (chum salmon), 5921 nucleotides long. RefSeq lists its product as uncharacterized. The record is from RefSeq and is a predicted model, not a curated record. The transcript has 2 exons. Lineage: Eukaryota; Metazoa; Chordata; Actinopteri; Salmoniformes; Salmonidae. Bases 180 to 3848 code for a protein of 1222 amino acids.